Pollicipes pollicipes is the source of this 1081-nucleotide messenger RNA. Its product is annotated as B-cell CLL/lymphoma 6 member B protein. Bases 80 to 1081 code for a protein of 333 amino acids. The record is from RefSeq and is a predicted model, not a curated record. The transcript has 8 exons. Gene Ontology annotation, cellular component: nucleus. Gene Ontology annotation, biological process: regulation of transcription by RNA polymerase II. Gene Ontology annotation, molecular function: protein binding. Lineage: Eukaryota; Metazoa; Arthropoda; Thecostraca; Pollicipedomorpha; Pollicipedidae.
CGAGUCUGGACGCAACCACCGGGGAUAUAUUGUUUUGGUUGUUGCGCUGGUUCUCCGUGGCGAUUAUUAUUCAAAGGUCAUGUCGGCGGCUCGCGCGGACCAGCAGUUCUGCCUACGCUGGAACAGCUUCCAGAGCAACAUGGCGUCGUCACUGCAGCUGCUGCGCUCGGAGGAGGACCUGGUGGACGUGACACUGGCUGCCGAGGGCCAGCUUAUCAAGGCACACCGGCUCAUUCUCUCUGCCUGCAGCCCGCUCUUCAAGCAGAUACUCAAGGACUCCCCCUGUCACCACCCAGUUGUGGUGCUGAACGAGGUGCGCGCGGCGCACGUGCGCGGCAUCCUCAGCUUCAUGUACCAGGGCCAGGUGAACCUGACGCCCGAUCAGAUGCCCGAGUUCCUGCGCGCCGCCCAGGCGCUCCACGUCAAGGGCCUGUUCGAGGACAUGGCGGAGUUGCCGCCCGAAGGCAAGGAGAACGUGCCGCUGCCGCGUCCGCCGCCGCCGCCGCCGCCGCUGCUGGACACCCGGCUGGCAACCAAGCGGGCUGAGUGUGUGACCGACCCGCCGGCGAGCGGCCCCGAGGUGGGCCCGGAGGCGGGUCCGGAGGCAGGCCUGCCGACGCUGGCCGGCCGCGCCGACCCGGCACCCAGAGUCUCGACAGAACUCGUCGACAAGAGUAAGCACGUGCCCGUCACGUCAGCUGCAGCGUCACAGGCGUCGUCAUCCGACACUGACUACGUCAUCACACACACCACCUACCCGUUUCCGUGCCCGUUCUGCGAGAAGUCGUACACGUCGUGGGGCUUCCGCCGGCGCCACAUCAAGGCGUUCCACACGGCCGGCCCGACGCUGAAGUGCAAGUGGUGCUGGAAGGUGCUGCCCUCGCACGACGCCUGGUGCGCGCACGUGACACGCGAACACCAUCUGUCGGCGGCGGACGCGCAGCAGGCCAUCCAGAUCCUGGACGAGGCCAACAUGGUGCUGCAGAGCUCGGAGCCGCUGCGGCUCGACUCGCUGGUCGAUAUGGUGAAGCGCCAGCAGCGGCGCGCCGCCACUGGCAGCCCGGAGGCGGCGCUAGGCUGA